Molecule: messenger RNA, 1227 nt
Organism: Ylistrum balloti
Lineage: Eukaryota; Metazoa; Mollusca; Bivalvia; Pectinida; Pectinidae
Exons: 1
Coding region: 1-1227 (408 amino acids)
Biological process (GO): regulation of DNA-templated transcription
Molecular function (GO): DNA binding
Source: RefSeq, a predicted model, not a curated record
AUGUCGUUUGAUAUUCCAAUGAAGGUUACCCCGGAGACAACUCUGUCUGACGUCAUAGAAGCAACCAUUCUAGAUGGAAUCACCGACGUCGAUGAUCUGCUGGAUUUCCUGUCUGACACAGUGGCGCCACCUGGUACUACUACUCAAACAUAUAGCGAGACCAACACUACCAACCCUCACCCAGAGACCACCACUACCCAUCCUCACAACGAGACCAACAUAACCCAUCCGCACCCCGAGACCAACAUAACCCAUCCUCGCCCCGAGACCACCACCACCCAUCCGCGCCCCGAGACCACCACUACCCAUCCUAGACCCGAGACCACCACUACCCAUCCUAGACCCGAGACCACCACUACCAACCCUCACCAAGAGACAACCACUAUUCGUCCUGAAUUAGAGAUCACCACCUCUUCCCGGCCUCACGAUGAGACCACUACUCGCAUCAACUCUACUCCACAAAAGAAGUCUGCCCGCAGUCCCAUCUCUGAAUCCAGACCUGACUCCAUCUUCAGUUUGCUGUCUUCCAACUCCCCACCAUCCACUCCUCUACUCAACCACCCUUUCUUCUGUGAGCUCCGAACUGUCCUCCUUGAUGAGUGUAAGAAGUCUGCCACACCCAACUCCCUCUUGUCUACUUUCCAACCCAAGUCCUACUCCACUGUCUCAGACAGAGAGCGUCGACUACAGCAGAUGUUCAAGAGACUUCACAGUGUCCAUGGUGGUGAAAUCCAGCAACUGUCCAGCUUCUACAGGUACCAGGCCGGAGCAGUGGAAAUGGAACGUCUACAGAGCCUACAAGACAGUCCUACUGCCUACCACCCAUCUGUCAACAGUUACUAUGACAACCAACUUCACCUCAUCAUGGACCGUGUAGAGACUAGCCUCGACGGACUUGAUACCACCACUCGUGAGAGAACCCGUCACCAGAGUGAGCCACUGUCAGCCCCGAGUCGUCCACUGUCCAGACCCGUUCUGUCCCGGAAGGCCGUCAGACUGAUGGAAGAAUGGUACUACCUCAACACUGAGCACCCCUACCCGUCACCAGAUGUCAUUUACCGCCUCGCCGAGCAAGGUCACAUCAAGGAGGAGCAGGUGAAGAAGUGGUUCAGUAACAAGAGAAGUCGUACACACAACACCAAGACACUCUCCGAGAUCUCCAAGAGACGCCGCCGACCCCAGGGAUCCCCUGGCGUGAUCUACCUACCCAGCUUGGACUAUUUUUGA